Molecule: messenger RNA, 1565 nt
Organism: Chelmon rostratus (copperband butterflyfish)
Lineage: Eukaryota; Metazoa; Chordata; Actinopteri; Chaetodontiformes; Chaetodontidae
Gene: hcar1-3
Product: hydroxycarboxylic acid receptor 1-3
Exons: 2
Coding region: 247-1242 (331 amino acids)
Biological process (GO): G protein-coupled receptor signaling pathway
Cellular component (GO): membrane
Molecular function (GO): G protein-coupled receptor activity
Source: RefSeq, a predicted model, not a curated record
AAAGGCAGCUUUUAUACACAGAAUCCCGUAAGGAUCUCGCCUCCAGAUCACUUUCACUACUUAAGGGGGAUUUGUACACGUUGUUGUCUUCAUCUGCUGAAUGCAGCGAUUUGGACAACUGACCUCUGAAAAGGAGCAUCUUCAGGUCUUUUAGAGGCAACCAAGGACAUCAGCGUUGACUUCUGUUUCAUAGCACAUAGGACGUGCUGAAGACGAGGAGCAGUGAAGAACCAGAGACCAGCUGAAAUGGAUUUGGUGAACGGUAGCACCGAGGUGAAGAAUGAAACGUUCAUGCACUGCCAAUCCACCACAGAGUUUGGAACCGUGUUUUUGUGCAUUGUCAUGAUAAUUGAGAUGAUUGUGGGCCUGCCGGUAAACGUACUAGCUCUGUGGAUUUUCUGUUUCCGCAUGAAAUUUUGGAAACCCCACACCCUUCUCCUCUUUAACCUGGUUCUAGCCGACUUCCUGCUCCUCAUCAGCGUGCCCUUCCGCAUCGACUCCGAACUCCGAGGGGUGUACUGGGUGUUUGGACAGGUCUGGUGCCGCAUUAACCUUUUCAUGCUGGCUGUCAAUCGCUCUGCCAGUAUUGCAUUUAUGACAGCUGUGGCACUGCAUCGCUACUUUAAGGUGGUCCAUCCGCAUCACUGCAUUAGCCGCAUUACUUUGACUCAGUCGGGCUGGCUCGCAGGCUUGAUGUGGACGAUUGUGAUCGCCCUUCGGAUUCCGCUGGUGACCACCAACCUCCUCUACCAGGAUGGUAACGUCUCCCUGUGUCGCAGCUUCAACUCGUACAGUGCCGUCCCUUUGGCGAUACAAGUACACUAUGUGGCCUUCACUGCAGAGUUCUUCCUGCCCUGGUUCUUGUUGCUGUUCUGCUCAGCCCGGAUUGCCUGCUUCUUGCACAAACGGCGGUUGGACAAGCAGAAGAGGGUAGGGAAAGCCAUCCGAGCUGUAGGGGUGAUCAGUUUGAUUUUCACCAUCUGCUUCAUGCCAAGUAUCCUUACAGGCUUGGGUGGGGUAUACAUCAAAUAUUUCCACCCCAAGGACUGCAAAACGUACAACGUGAUCACCCAGCUAUUUAAGAUGUGCAUCUGCUUCACGUACCUCAACAGCACUUUGGACCCUUUCAUCUACUCUUUCUCUAGCUCCAUGUUUCGCGAUGCCCUCAGGAGCUUCUUCAGCCACAUGGGCCUUGUGAAGAAAAAUGUCAGAGCACCCUACAACACAACCAAUAACUGCUGAAAGGCAAAAAUAAAAAACUAUUAUACAAUACAUGAAUAAAAAGACUUGCCCAGAACAUGGUCGAUGGUUCAAUCCUCAGGAUAUUGAGGUGUCUUGAGGAAGAUGCUGAACCACCCAGCUGCAAAAUGAAGACACUGUUUGGACAUUUAAACUGCAGUAUGUGUUUGAUACUGAAGUCUGGGUGAUGCCCCGAGGUUGAUGAAUGCUGCAGGGGAGUUUUAGACAGCCAUAACAUCAGUAUAAUGAAUACCAGUGGACUGACUGCAAAUGUUCAAUAUUUAUGCUCAAACAAAAAUAAAAGCAGGAAAAAUGUAUGUGUGUGC